This is a messenger RNA of Colletotrichum acutatum, 309 nucleotides long. Its product is annotated as high mobility group box domain-containing protein. Gene Ontology annotation, molecular function: DNA binding, bending. The transcript is spliced from 3 exons. The coding region runs from base 1 to 309 and encodes 102 amino acids. The record is from RefSeq and is a predicted model, not a curated record. Lineage: Eukaryota; Fungi; Ascomycota; Sordariomycetes; Glomerellales; Glomerellaceae.
AUGCCUAAGGCCGCAACCAAGCGAGGUGCCGCUAAGGACACCAAGAAGCGCGCGAAGAAGGACCCCAACGCCCCCAAGCGUGGCCUUUCCGCCUACAUGUUCUUCGCCAACGAGCAGCGCGAGAACGUCCGUGAGGAGAACCCUGGUAUCUCCUUCGGACAGGUCGGCAAGAUCCUCGGUGAGCGCUGGAAGGCCCUCAACGAGAAGCAGCGCGGUCCCUACGAGGCUAAGGCUGCCACCGACAAGAAGCGCUACGAGGAUGAGAAGCAGGCAUACAACGCCGAACAAGAGGAGGAUGAGUCCUCUUGA